Messenger RNA from Penicillium cinerascens, 2094 nucleotides. RefSeq lists its product as uncharacterized. NCBI's taxonomy places the organism in Eukaryota, Fungi, Ascomycota, Eurotiomycetes, Eurotiales, Aspergillaceae. The transcript has 2 exons. Bases 1 to 2094 code for a protein of 697 amino acids. Gene Ontology annotation, cellular component: membrane. The record is from RefSeq and is a predicted model, not a curated record. Gene Ontology annotation, molecular function: monoatomic cation transmembrane transporter activity. Gene Ontology annotation, biological process: transmembrane transport; intracellular calcium ion homeostasis; monoatomic cation transport.
AUGGCCAUUCGUCAGCCGCGUGGCGAUUCGCAUUAUAAUUUAUUGUCGAAAGAGGCGAGGAUUAAAUUCACAUUUUGUGUGGCAGUAGUAAUAUCUCUUGCGGUCACUUUCGCUGGAAUCAAUGCAUUGCGGUCGUCCGCAUCCUGGGCCGCACAUGGCGCUGAGGAGGUUUUUCACUCUAACAAACCCGACGGUCAAACCAUUUGCCGUGAUGUCAAGCACGCUAGCAACCAAUGCGACUUCGUGAAACAAUUUUGCCAGUCCGACGAUGAUGGCUUGAUUUCCUACUUUGGUCUUUACUAUUGUUCCCUGCAAAAUUAUCAAGUUGCCUCAUGGCUCCUCAUCACAACGUGGUCGAUAUUUCUCUUUCUGACUAUAGGCAUCUGUGCUGGAGAUUUCUUUACGGUCAAUUUGAGCUGCAUUUCCCGCCAAUUGAACUUGAGCGACACAUUUGCAGGCGUCACAUUUCUUGCUGUGGGCAACAGCGGCGCGGACAUUUUCUCGACAUGGGCUGCAAUGACGUCCGAUAAUCCUGAGAUGGCAAUAGGCGAGCUGGUCGGUUCGGCGAGCUUCAUUACUACCGUUACCGCUGGUUCAAUCGCUUUCAUGGCACCGUUUACGGUGCGCAAAGUGUCACUGGUACGUGAUGCGGUCUUUCUUCUCGUGACUGUGAGCUUCGCCCUAGUUUUGCUGUCCAACCAAGAAUUCCAUUUAUGGGAAGGAGUUUUGAUGAUAGUGUUGUACGUUGUUUACAUGACUGGCGUAAUGGGUUAUCAUUGGUGGACGUCACACAAUUCAGGCAUCAGCGUCACAGGACACUCGGAGAGCCGCAGGCCAGAUGAGGAGCGGCAAAUUCAUAAUGGGGCAGCCAGUGAACGUCAGCCACUCAUCCAUGGUGUUUCCGAGCAGUCUGAUAUUGAACACCAGUCUGUGCGAAACCCGUCAGACUCAUCGAACCUAUCGACCAGGAACCCUUACAUGGAAAUAGGCCGCUGGAGAAAUCGGCAUGGUAACUGUGUCGUGACCGAAUGUGGCUACAUUAUGCAGCCAAGCCUAGUGGGAUCACUUGAAUACACAUGGCAUCGAAGGCUUGCUGAUCGCAGUCAAAGACCCGGGGAGACCAGCCUUCCAGAGGACAGUUAUGGACGAGGGCAAUCCCAGGAGAGCAGACACCCCGCCUGGCCAGCCCUAGAAGGCGACUGUAUUGGGCCAGAGGCUCAGCAUACUACUCUAACUGCUAAAGUUGCAAGCACAUUGUUCCCAUCUCUCCAGAGGCUACGUACAAGGAGAUCUUGGCAUGCUGUCUUCAACCUCAUCAGCGCUAUUCCUUUUUUCCUGUUGAGAAUCACCGUUCCUCUCGUCGACGAUGCGCAUGGAGAACACAGCGACGAAUGUGGGCACGGAUGGGAUAGAUGGCUGCUCAUAUUACAAGUUUUUGCUGCCACCCAGCUGGUUUGGACCAUUUACUGGUUAAGCAGUGAUGAGCCCGUGCAAAACCAUCAUUGGGGUGUUUGCGCGCUCUAUCUCCUCGCAGGGAGCGUGGUGCUGUGCGUUGCAAUACUGAUCAGCAGCAACUCGAGAUCGCAGCCUAAGUGGUACAAGGUCAUAAGUGUUGCUGGCUUUGUUAUGAGCACCUUCUGGCUAUCAAUAAUCGCGGACGAAGUCGUAUCUAUUUUGAAAGCCGCCGGGACAUUUAUGGGUAUCUCCCAGGCCAUCCUUGGCUUUACGGUUUUUGCGCUUGGUAAUUCGGUGGAUGAUUUCGUCGCAAAUAUCAGUGUGGCUCGGCAUGGCCACCCAAUCAUGGGCCUGUCGGCCUGCUUCGGUGGUCCGCUAUUAAGCAUUUUGCUAGGCCUUGGACCCAGCAUAAUUUUUGUAACGUGUCGCGAUGCCAAACGGACGGGGACAUUAAGACCGAUCUCCGUCCGAGUCGUUAAAGCACUGAUCAUUUCGAGCGCUGUUCUUGCUGCGACGAUGCUCUUUCUGAUCGGCACACUGAGGUUAAAUCAAUGGCGGAUGACCAAGACAAUAGGGUCAAUACUCGUGGCUACUUGGAUAGUUCUUACGGCUGUGAACCUUAUACUAGAGUUAGUGUAA